AUGGCGGAGAUGAGGAUAAAGAGGAAAGACGGUAGUGGGAGGUGGUAUGUCUCGCGUUUUGUCGAGGAGCAUAACCACGAACUUGCGUAUGGGAAGCUUGUUGAUUAUCUGCGGUCACACAGGAAGAUAUCUGAGGUAGAAGUUGCUCAACUAACAAGCAUGAGGGAGAUUGGGAUUAGCAUACCUAAGAUUUAUGAGUCUUUCGCAGCACAACUAGGGGGUUUUAAUCUGGUAACAUUCACAAAGCAAGAUAUGUAUAAUGAGAUACGUAAACAGAGAGGUCUGCAAGGCGGAGAUAUAAGUGCGACUAUUAGGUACUUGGAAGGUCUGGCAGGCAUGGAUGGGAAAAUGUUUUGGCGUUACAAGUUGGGGGCAGGGCAACACCUAUGCAACUUGUUUUGGAGCGACGGUCGUUGCCAGGAAGAUUAUGGGAUUUUCGGCGAUGUGCUAGCAUUCGACGCUACGUAUGGCCGCAACAAGUACAACCUACCCGUUGUAGUCUUUUUCGGAGUAAACCACCACAACCAGACAUGCGUAUUUGGAACAGCAAUGGUCUCAUGUGAAUCGCAGGAGUCAUAUAUUUGGGUUCUUCGCCAGUUUAUGGAAUGCAUGCAAGGUAAGGCACCGCAAUCGGUCAUCACGGAUGGCGACCCGGCCAUGCGGAUAGCAAUCCAGUCUGUAUUUCCUAAUGCACAUCAUCGGUUGUGUGCCUGGCAUCUGCUGAGGAAUGCGACUGCUAACAUAAGCGACCCGAGAUUCACACAAAUGUUUAGACACUGCAUGUUGGCAGAUAUGGAAAUCGAUGAGUUCGAAGCGCAUUGGGAGGCAAUGGUCAACGAGUGCGGUAUUAGGGAGGUUGAGUGCGAGUCACUACAUGCCAAACUAGGGAGGUUUGUCGAGAGCAGGUACGGGGUGUUAGAAUUUGUAAGAAAUUUUCAAAGGUGUGUGGAUUUUCUGCGUGACACCGAGGACGAGCUAGAAUUUCGUUCAUGGUACGGAACACCUGUGCUACAAACAGAGUUUGUUGAGCUGGAAAAGUCCGGGUGGACGAUGUUCACCUGGGAAAUGUUUCUCAGAUUCCGGGAUAGCCUGAAACGGUGUGUUCGCGUUAGAAUAUGUGAAAUUAAUGACACUGAGAACCCUCAUGCAUACACUCUCCAGAAGUAUCGAAGUCCUGAGAUGAAUUGGAAGGUUUACAGGGACCCUAUCGCGAAUAGAUUUACUUGCACCUGCAUGCGUAUGGAGUCGUUUGGUCUUCCUUGUGUGCAUAUCCUUUCCGUGUGUGUUAGGCUUGACUUAGUGGAAAUCCCUGAAAGCCUAGUGCUGCGCAGGUGGUCUAAGGCAACCAAAAUGGAGGUCCAUAACCAAUGUGUUGAGCAACACACUGCUGACCGAAGUGUGACCUAUAGGACACGAUUGGGUGCUUUCUCCCAGCUAUGUAAGCGUUUAGGGCGCGUUGCUUGCAUGAGUGAUGAAGACUUCAAGCUUUACUCAAAUAAGCUUCUGAGUGAUGCUCUCUUCCUUGAAAUAAAGAACGGCCUCAGACCAUCAACGGAUGAUAUUACAGCAGCACAAGAUUGCAGGGUGAAGGACCCGAUUCGUGUUAGAACAAAAGGCACGGGUCGGAUGAGUCAAGCAUGUGGGUCUGCCCCGAAAACCAAAAGAAAGUGCAGCACAUGCGGGAAGCUAGGGCACCGGAGGACUAGAUGCCCCAACGGAGGCGCACAACCUUCAUCAAGGAACGAUAAAUCACCUGCUGGGGCAAAGAAACGCAAGUGA
Messenger RNA from Arachis stenosperma, 1779 nucleotides. RefSeq names its product protein FAR1-RELATED SEQUENCE 5-like. Gene Ontology annotation, biological process: regulation of DNA-templated transcription. Gene Ontology annotation, molecular function: nucleic acid binding; zinc ion binding. The transcript is spliced from 2 exons. Lineage: Eukaryota; Viridiplantae; Streptophyta; Magnoliopsida; Fabales; Fabaceae. Bases 1 to 1779 code for a protein of 592 amino acids. The record is from RefSeq and is a predicted model, not a curated record.